AUGCGCGCCGCGCGAUCCGAGGACGACAAGCUCACGAAGCAGCUCAACGACGAGGUGAAAUCCUACGAGGAGGCCGUCAAGUCCAUCAAGAAGGCCCUCGCGACGUCCGGCGGCACGCCGCUGACGCCCGCGCGCAAGGCGGAGCUCGCGACGCUGCUCAAGGCCUACGAGAAGCGCCUCGCGAACGUCAAGGAGGCGGCGCGCGCCCUGGCCGCCGUCAAGCCGCCGCUGCCCAAGACGACGCCCGAGGAGGACGACGCCUGCGCGAUCCUCUGGGUCAAGCUCAUCGGCAAGAAGACGGACAAGCCGCCGAUCAUGCAUCUUGAAGGGCAAGAAUCACAAAGAGAGCCGCUAAGCACGAUGGGCGCCCGCCGGUGGGGCCGCCUCCUCGCCUUCUGCGCCGGCGCCCUGGCCCCGCGCCUCGCCCGGACGUCCGUCGCGGAGACGACGGUCUUCGAGGUGACGACGGUGCGCGGCGCCGGCGCCCUCGCGGCGCCCGUGCUCGUCGACGUCGACGCGGGCUGCCUCGACGGCGCGGGCAUCGCGCGGCGCUUCGGGGACCGCUGCGUGACCCUCGAGGCCGACGCGUUGGCGACCUGCGCGGCGCUGGCGAACUGCGUCGCCGUCCAGUGCCUGCCCGCCGCGGCCUUUUCGGACCUGCCGGACCGCGUGGGACUCGACGCCGCGGGCGCCGCCGUCGGCGCGUCGGCCGCGACGCUCGCCCUCGCGGCGGCGGCGGCGGCGGGGGACCCGGCGGGCGUCGCGCGCGAGCUGCACCGCGGCGGCGACGUGACCGCCGGCGACGCGACCCGCGGGCGCACGCCGCUCAUGGCGGCCGCGAAUUCCGGCGACCUCGCGACGGUCGACGCGCUCCUGGCCGCGGGCGCGUCGACCCUCGCCGUCGACUUCCAGGGCCUCAACGCCAUGGACUUUGCCGUGAACAACCUCUACGCGACGACGCAGGGCGGCCAGCGCGGCCGCGCGCCGCCGCCGCGGGACCCGGGGCAGGAAAAGGGUGCGAAAUUCCCAACUUCAAAGGCUCCUCUCUCGGCCGUUUCCCACUCGCGGGACCGCGUCGACGGCGCGGCGAACGAGGACGACGUCGAGCGCGCGAUCUGGAAGGCGCUCAAGCGGGCGCGCCAGCGCGAGGAGAUCCUGCGGGACCGGAACGACGCGCCCGUGACCGGCGGCGCGGCGUCGGCCGACGCGCGGUACCGGGCCGCGGCGGCGCGCGACGGCGAGGUCCGGCGGUCCGCGCGCCGCGCGGCCGCGCUCCUCGACGACGGCGUCGACGGCCGCGUCUGCGUCUUCGCCGCGUCCCACGAGACGCUCGCGCCGGGCGCCGGCGACCACGCGCUCUGCGACCCGAACGCGACGCUCGUGGCCGUCGGCGACGCGCGCCGGGGCAAGCCCGCGCGCGCGUGCGAGCACCACCUCCUCACCGUGACGGCGGCGAAGGACGCCCUCGACUUCCGGGCGCUCCCCGGCGCCGCGAGCCGGGCGAUCACGGACGCCGCGCGCGAGCGGACGACCGCGCUCGUCUACGACGCCGCGGCGCCGGCGCCCGAGUGGGCGCGGCGGCUCGCGGACCUCGGCCGCGGCGAGCUCCGGCGGCCCGGCGACCUCGGCGCCCCGCGCGCCCUCGCCGUCGUGCCCGGCGCGGCGCUCCAGACCUGCGCGCCGGCGUGCAAGUCGAAGGCCGUCCGCGACGCGACGGCGACGUGGGACGCGGACGCGCUCAUCGUCGACGAGUCCGACGGGAGCCUCGUGGGCCACGGCAACUACAACUGGAGCCGCGCGACGGCCGGGCCCGGCGCGGGGACGUGGAAGGGCGCGAAGUCGGACCACGCGGGCCGCGCGGACUGGCUCGCGGGCGUCGGCUCCGAGGACGGCGGCGCCAUCCCCCUCGAGGCACCCCUCCUCCCGCCCUUCCCCUGGGGCUCCUAA
This is a messenger RNA of Aureococcus anophagefferens, 1947 nucleotides long. RefSeq lists its product as hypothetical. Gene Ontology annotation, molecular function: protein binding. The transcript has 3 exons. The coding region runs from base 1 to 1947 and encodes 648 amino acids. NCBI's taxonomy places the organism in Eukaryota, Pelagophyceae, Pelagomonadales, Pelagomonadaceae. The record is from RefSeq and is a predicted model, not a curated record.